Eimeria tenella is the source of this 1611-nucleotide messenger RNA. RefSeq lists its product as uncharacterized. The record is from RefSeq and is a predicted model, not a curated record. The transcript is spliced from 4 exons. NCBI's taxonomy places the organism in Eukaryota, Apicomplexa, Conoidasida, Eucoccidiorida, Eimeriidae. The coding region runs from base 1 to 1611 and encodes 536 amino acids.
AUGUCCUCUCCAGGCUUUUCCCCCAUUUCCGAAGACGGAGAAGUUGAAGAGGGGCCCCCUGGGGGCCCGACGGGGGCCCCCCUGGGGGGCCCCCCUGGGGGGCCCCCCGGGGGGCCCCCCGGGGGGCCCCCAGAGGGGCCCCCUGGAGGGGCCCCGCGAGGAGAUGUGGGGGAUACGCCGGCGGAGGCUUCGGUAGAGACAACGGCUAAUUUCAUUUAUCGUUUUGCUGCUGCUGUUCCACCACCGCACAUCGCAGCAGCAUCAGCAGCAGCAGCAAACCGAGCUGCAGCAGCGGCGUCGAGGGAAGCAGCAGCAGCAGCAGCAGCAGCUGCAGCAGCAGGGGGCGGCAGCGGCGUGUCUCCUGCUGCGCUGCGGGCGCGCAGCAGGUCAGCAGCAGCAGCAGCUGCAGCAGCAGCGGCAGCAGCAGCAGGAGCCCUGCCGCUUUCCAUUUGCUACAUUAUGAUUGAUAUGUAUACGCGGGCAGAACCGAAGCACAAAAUUGCAAUCUUUUAUGUCUUCCACCGAGUGCUGCAGCUCUCUGCUGCAGCUGCUGCUGCUGCUGCUUCUCCUGCUGCUGCUGCUGCCAAGGAGCUGCCUAUACACCCCGGCUCCUUCGAGGAUGUGGGCUUUUCGGUUUUCGCCCUGCCAGCUGUCCAAGAGCUUUCCGCACCGGGGUUGGAGGCGGCGCGCGCCAAGAUCUCCAGGUGUAUAUCCAUCUGGGUCGAAUUCGGAGUCUAUUCGCCAGCAGCAAUUCAAAGACUUCUCACUUUAAUUAAAACUGGACCAAACGACGCAAAUUCGAGAGGAAAGGCUUCGCUUCUGCUGCCCUGCAGCAGCAGCAGCAGCAGCAGCAGCAGCAGCACUUUGGCUCUCCACGCCACCAAACUCCUGCUCCAGACGCCCCCAGGAAGAAUUGCCUUUGGAUAUGCCCUCAAGGCCUUUUCUGACUUCUGCAAAAGUUCGAAAGAAGUGUCUGUACACCUCAGCGAGCAAGCAGCAGCAGCAGCAGCAGCAGCGGCAGCAGCAGCAGCAGCAGCGGGCAGCGGGGAAAGCGCCCCCCCCUCUCCUGCUUCCCCCUCAGCAGCGCCAGCAGCAGCAGCAGCAGCAGCAGCACCUGCUGCUGCUGCUGCAGUAAAGCGGCAGAAAACGCCCACAGGCGAAUGGCAGCAGCCCCCCGCUGCUGCUGCUGCUGCUGCUGCUGCUGCUGCUGAGGGCGAGGGGGUCGCCUCCGGGGGGCCCCCCGAGUCGCCCUCCGGCUUGGACUGCAGCAGCAUAAGUUUGUCUCUUUUGCGAUUAUUGGAUUUAAAAGAUUUAAUGGAUUUAAUUAAAGUAUUUGACAGAGCAGCAAGAGUUACAGGACAAGAGUAUUUGCUGCUGCAGUCUUGCCUCAUGGAGGUGGGCGCGCUGCUGCAGCAGCAGCAGCAGCGGCUGCUGCUGCUGCGAAACGAAAUGCUGCUCUUUGCUGCUGACGCCGCUGCUGCCUCAGACGAGCAGCCCUUUGCUGCUGCAGACCAGCAGCAGCAGCAGCAGCAACACGAAACAAUGCUGCUGCAGCAGCAGGAGCACCAGCAGCAGCAGCUCGGCACUCACCUGCUGCAGCAGCAGCUCUAG